Thamnophis elegans (Western terrestrial garter snake) is the source of this 4929-nucleotide messenger RNA. It is a transcript of the gene PIP5K1C, whose product is annotated as phosphatidylinositol-4-phosphate 5-kinase type 1 gamma. Gene Ontology annotation, molecular function: phosphatidylinositol kinase activity. The transcript has 17 exons. Lineage: Eukaryota; Metazoa; Chordata; Lepidosauria; Squamata; Natricidae. Gene Ontology annotation, biological process: phosphatidylinositol metabolic process. Bases 456 to 2069 code for a protein of 537 amino acids. The record is from RefSeq and is a predicted model, not a curated record.
UCGUCUCCCGCCCGGUCUCUCCCUCCCUCCUCUCUUUUCUCUCUCUCUUUCUCGCUCUUCUUCUGCUUAGCGGCGGCGAGUCGCGGGCUGAGGCGAGGCGGGGCGCGGGCCUCCGCCAGCUAUGGACCUGGAGGCGUCCGACGAGACGGCUCCGCUGGAGGAGCCGAGGCGGGAGGAGCCGGAGCCGUCACCCCCGAAGCGGGCGGUGGGGGGCACCGCUGGACUCGGCGGCAGGAGGAGGGCUGGCUUUGAAGAAGGCCGUUCUAACAGAGCCAACAUCGCUGACAGGGCAGCCGGGAGCCAGCCAGGGGAAAAAGAUAGGCCACCGAGGAGUUGACGCGUCAGGGGAAACGACGUACAAGAAGACCACGUCAACCACACUGAAGGGGGCCAUCCAGCUGGGGAUUGGCUAUACGGUGGGAAACCUGAGCUCCAAGCCUGAGAGGGAUGUUUUGAUGCAAGAUUUCUACGUAGUGGAGAGCAUUUUCUUUCCCAGCGAAGGCAGUAACCUCACUCCAGCGCAUCAUUACCCUGACUUCAGGUUCAAAACAUACGCCCCCGUCGCUUUCCGCUAUUUUCGAGAACUUUUUGGCAUUCGUCCGGAUGAUUAUUUGUAUUCCUUGUGCAACGAGCCGCUGAUCGAGCUCUCCAAUCCUGGGGCCAGCGGCUCCCUCUUCUAUGUCACCAGCGACGAUGAGUUCAUCAUCAAAACUGUGAUGCACAAAGAGGCAGAAUUCCUCCAGAAACUUCUUCCGGGUUAUUAUAUGAACCUGAACCAGAAUCCACGGACGUUGCUGCCCAAGUUCUACGGUCUCUACUGUGUCCAAUCCGGGGGCAAAAACAUCCGUGUGGUGGUGAUGAAUAACAUUCUUCCCCGGGUGGUGAAGAUGCACCUGAAAUACGACCUCAAAGGCUCCACCUACAAACGCCGGGCGUCCAAGAAAGAGAAGGAGAAGUCAAGCCCCACCUACAAAGAUUUGGACUUCAUGCAGGAUAUGCCCGAGGGCAUCAUGCUGGACACGGACACAUUCAACGCUGUGGUGAAGACACUGCAGAGGGACUGCUUGGUGCUGGAGAGUUUCAAAAUCAUGGACUACAGCCUGCUCCUUGGGGUGCACAACAUAGACCAGCUGGAACGGGAACGACAGGUUGACGGUGCCCAGAGCAUGUCGGAUGAGAAACGCCCCGUGGGGCAGAAGGCUCUCUAUUCCACCGCCAUGGAGUCGAUCCAGGGAGGGGCUGCUCGAGGGGAACCCAUUGACACGGAUGACACAAUGGGGGGUAUUCCAGCAGUGAAUGGCAAAGGAGAGCGUCUGCUGCUGCAUGUUGGGAUCAUCGAUAUCCUCCAGUCCUACAGGUUAAUCAAGAAACUGGAGCAUACGUGGAAAGCUCUCGUCCAUGACGGGGACACGGUGUCAGUCCACAGGCCCAGCUUCUACGCAGAAAGGUUCUUCAAGUUUAUGACCAAUACAGUGUUCAGGAAAAGCUCUUCCCUGAAAGCAUCUCCCUCAAAGAAAGGACGGAGUGCCUUGUUAGCCGUUAAGCCAUCCGGCCCAAUGGCUGCGUUCUCUGCCAGCCAGAUUCCUUCGGAGAAGGACGAAGUGCAGUAUGACCUCCGGGGAGCCAGGAGUUACCCCACCUUAGAUGACGAAGGCCGGCCUGAUCUUCUUCCCUGCACCCCUCCCUCUUUCGAAGAAGCAACCACCGCCUCUAUAGCCACCACACUCUCUUCCACAUCUCUCUCAGUGCCGGAAAGGUCUCCUUCCGAAUCCUCCGAGCAGCCCAGAUACAGGCGGCGUACACAGUCCUCAGGACAAGAAGGAAGGAUUCGCGAACAGACCCGAGCAGAAGAUGACCUCCAGCAGAUCACUGUGGAGCUCAAGCCGAAGUGUGAUAUUGAGAUUGUGGUGCCUGAUGUGGCUGCUGCAGGAGAGGCAGCGUCCUUAGCGUGUGCCACCAUGCUGUCGGCAGCAGCGGCAGUAGAGGUUGAGACAGCAAGCCAGGCCUCUGAACCUGCCAGCCAAGCUUCAGAUGAAGAGGAGCUCCCAAUCCCGGAUAUCUAUUUUUAACUCCUAUGCAAACUCCUCGAGAGAAACAUUCCUCCUGACGCCGUUUGCGGCAUUCCCUUUCGAUGUUCCUUGCAGCUUUUCGGAGGGAAGGCGUGGAAGAAUGUCGUGCAUCAGCGUCAGCUGUGCUUCAGCAUCCCAGCGUUACCCGGAAGGACAAAGACAAACUGCCCCGAGUCCCAUCUCCUUCCUCCCACCAUCCUUUCUCCAAAACGUGUAUAUUAAUACCUCUCCAAGCAGCUACCCACAAACUGAUCUUGGCCCCAGAGACAUCAGAGGUCGGAAGGAAUUUGAUCCUGGGUCACCACCUCUCUCUCUCUCUCUCUCUAUUUAUUCCCAAAGUGCACUACUGUAGCUCUCUUAACUGUAUGUGAUACUGUGAACAUUUUUUUUUAAAAAAUCAUGUAUUUAUUUUGUUCCUCUUUGCACAAACAGCACGCUUGUGCUUUUUGUUUUUGUUUUUUUUUUUCAAAAAUAGUUUUAUUGCACUUUUAGGGUGUAGGGGAGAAGGCCUUGUCACAGAUGUUGAUCGCCUUUGGUGAUAAGAGAUUAGAAGAAGAAGCAGCCUCUGAGCAGAGGGGCAGCAGGGCAGGAGAGGCUGGCAGAGCAGUGGAGCUGGUUAUAAGAGUGUCUAUGAAAUGGCACUUUGGCUCGAUCACUCGGUGGCCCCCACUUCAGUUGGUUAGCAAGGGGGAAAAAAAGAAAAAGGUUUCAAUCCCAGCCGCCUGAGGAAGAUUUGAAACUUUCCACUGAAACAGGCCGUGGAACCUGCCCGAAGCUCCCUCGGUAUCUAUUUGAGUGGGAUUUUUGAAUGUGCAUCCUCCCCUCACGCUCGCCAUCUUUGUCGGAGAAGUUGGCCAUGUGAAGCUAUGCUCAGCAGCGUCUUCAGGUUGAUUGUUACGGCAGCCUCCUUUGGGCAGACCACUGGAUUUCUGGAAACCUCACAUGGGAGGCUUCUUCCUGGCUUCUCUCCCUGCUACACCCAGCGGAGAAGCUGGGCUGACUUAAGCCAUAAGAGGUGCCACGCUGAAAAGGCUGCAAGGUCCUCAAGAUUGGAGAGAAGCUCCCUGGAAAAGCUUGCAGGGGAUAAAAAGCACGGAGAAGGCCCAUCCAGGAGGUCUUGGUGGCUUUCUAAGAAGCCGGGCUCUGUUCUAAGGGCCGCGAAGCCUCUCUCACUUGGGAGAGAAGCACCAGAGGACUGGCUUACGGCCCCUCAGGAUCGCACUGUCGUCACGCAUGUUGCUGUUCUCGAUACGGAGAGGGCAAAAAUAAACUCAGUUCUACGCAGAAAAGGCAGCAGAGGAACAUCUGCUCCGUGCGGAAGACCUCUCCUUUUGAGGAAGCGGCUUGGGGGGGAAAAAACAAUGGUGUCUUCCAGACCCGCAGCUGCUGGAGGAUUUCCACAGCUGUGACAGUAUUUACUUUUUGGGUGGCACAAAACGGUCUCUGGUUUGUGGGUGGGUGGGACGUGAGUGCAGUAUUCAAGGCCAGCCAAGUCACUCUGUCCGCUUCAGCUGAUGAGAGGCCCCAAAGCUGCUUUUUUUUCUGGGGGGGGGAAGUAUUCAAAUUUAAGUCAGUGCCUCUGCAAGGCCCUGCUCUUGUAAAACAGAAGAGAGAGCAGAAGGCAGCUUUUAUCUUCCUGGUAAUCCUGCGAGGUGAGAAACCUGAAAUGCCUGUGAUGGGCAGGUCAUCCCUUCACCUCCUGGAGGUCCAAACGAAGCACUUCCUCGAAGUGCUUUCUUCUCAUCGGUUGAAAUUUGCUCUCUUCGUGGUAAAAGUUCUCUAUGAAGGGGGAGAAGAAAGAAGCAGGUUGAAGAAGGCCUUGGGCAAGCAAGAUAAUGGCUAAAUGCUAUCCAGUGUGUGUUAGGUUCUCAUUCCAUGACUGUGAGGAAACCGGGGAGGUCCUUGCUCUCCGUCUUAAGUUUUGUUGGGCGUCCCCAUGCUUGAACUUCUGAACCUCUCGUUAAGCAUUCCAGAACGCAACUGGAAACGACGUUCUUUAAAGUGACACUAUAGUUUUAGGGCAGAUUUUGAGAACGUUUCUUUAGGCAGCUACAGGUAGAAUGGUUUCUCUCAACCUUGUCCAGUGGACCUUUGCUUCUGAUUCUUUUCGAGCGCCCGAAGUGGCCUGCCUCGUCUUCAACCUUUUCUCUCCCAACAUCCUGGCUUCCAUUUCCGACCACAAUAAUGUCUUCUCCCCUCUCAAGGUGCCAGUUGUCAGGAUGGGACCUUUCACUUCAGCCUGAGGUGGCAUGACGGCCCUCAUUCCUCCCCUGCUUGAACUUGCUCCCCUGCAGGCUGUGGACUCAGGGCAAACUGCGGGCCAAGCUUUAGUCCUUCUUUGCAGACCAAGCCACCCAGCAUCUUCCGUCCUUGGAGGAGAUGGGCUGAUCCAUCCGUCAGCAAAGCAGGUAGUGCUGGAGCAAAUGGCGCCCUUCCCCUUACCUGGUACAAGGCACAAUCAAGAGACCCGUUCUUGUCGGUCUCGAAGAUGGCAUCAAAUCUGGAGUAACCUGGUCAGGGAUGGUCCUUUUAGAGUUGGUUGCUCUUACGGUUGAAGGAUGGAAAUGGCACUAGACCCAUUGAUCAGCCAGUUAUUGAAGACCAUGCUUGCAAGAUUCCUUGAGGUGCAUUGAUUCCUUUGACUUGGGGUAUCAAACAGAGUUUGGGCAUAGUUGGCUUCGUCUUCUGUGAUUGGCUGAUAGCUAAAGGUAGGCGGGGCAAGAGAGAUGGCCACCCUCUGCUGAACUUGGCCAUGGACAAGAUUCCCUUCAUAUAAGAUUGUCAGCUGUGGUUUUCAGCCAAGAUGACCAAGACAUCAUCCUUGGGAAGCAUCUUGUCCACGUCUUCCUCGCCCUGACCC